Molecule: messenger RNA, 681 nt
Organism: Lactuca sativa (garden lettuce)
Lineage: Eukaryota; Viridiplantae; Streptophyta; Magnoliopsida; Asterales; Asteraceae
Source: RefSeq, a predicted model, not a curated record
UCAAUUUCAUAUGUAAAUUCAAUGAUGACUUCUUCAAAUACAAAAUCUUAUGGAGCAUCAAUCAUACCCAAACAGGUUCAAAAAUCAAUUUCGCCUUCUGGAAAGUUCUGUUCCUCCGAAAUAUCCUCAUCUUCCUCUACGUCAAUGUCGAGUUUCUCGUCUCCGAAAAGAGCUUCAUCACCUAAUCAGAUCAGUGAUAGGUGGGGUCCUCCAUUAAUCAGCAUUCACCGCGGCUGCGUAUUGACGUCUACCUCCGUUCCAUUUUCAAUUGACCAUCGCAACGCUUCCACUGAUAUUUCAGUCGCGUCUUCAUCGUCCAGAGAGAAAAAUCAGAGCGUGAAUCACAGGAAUGGCAACAAAGAGUGGAGUAAUCGACAGAAGAAGACUUGCAUGUGUUCGCCGACGACACAUCCUGGAUCAUUCCGGUGUAGUUUGCACAAGAAUGUGAGUGCGAGAAAUGGCAAGAACAUGAACAGUGAGUUGUCGUAUCAAUCGCACAGAUUCUAUUCCCGGAGAUCGGAAAUGACGAAUUCGCUGGUGAGAAUUGGAAUGGUGGAAGGAGAUUUGGUGAAGCGAGCUUUAGCGUCGUUGAUUCGUCCGUCCUCACACCAGCAGAGACGGCGGUGUGAUUUUCAACCGACGCCUAGUCGGCUAUCCGUUAUGUCCAAAGCCGGAGAUUGA